Molecule: messenger RNA, 1377 nt
Organism: Aegilops tauschii subsp. strangulata
Lineage: Eukaryota; Viridiplantae; Streptophyta; Magnoliopsida; Poales; Poaceae
Biological process (GO): glucose metabolic process; beta-D-galactose catabolic process via UDP-galactose, Leloir pathway
Molecular function (GO): carbohydrate binding; aldose 1-epimerase activity
Source: RefSeq, a predicted model, not a curated record
UGACCACAUAUCCGCCCACGACCCAUCCAGUCUCCCCGAGCAACUGGUCUGCACACCCACCCAGUAGCCCACCCCUCCUCUCUUCGUCUUCCUCUCGCAGCUUGCUGCGAUGGCCAGAGCACCGCUGCUGCUUCUUCUUCCUCUUCUCGCGGCGCUGUGCCUCGCGUCCUUGGCCCCCGGCGCCAAUGCGGCGGGGAGGAAGAUGGUCGGCGUCUACGAGCUCAGGAAGGGAGAUUUCUCUGCCAAGGUGACCAACUGGGGCGCCACCGUCACGUCCGUCGUCUUUCCGGAUUCCAAAGGGAAUUUGGGCGAUGUCGUCCUUGGCUAUGACACCAUCGCUGAAUAUGUUAACGGAUCCAGUUACUUUGGAGCGCUUGUUGGACGAGUAGCCAACAGGGUUGCCAAGGCGCGCUUCGUGCUCGAUGGAAAAGUCUACCACCUAUAUGCCAACGAUGGCAAGAACGCACUUCAUGGUGGCCAUAGGGGCUUCAGCAAAGUUAUAUGGACGGUGAAGGAAUAUGUUAGUGGGGGUGACUCCCCACACAUCACACUGUACUACCAUAGCUUCGACGGAGAACAAGGUUUCCCCGGGGCCCUGGACGUGUACGUGACGUACGAGCUGUCGAGCCCGUACGUGCUGAGCGUGCGCAUGAACGCGACGGCGCUGGACAAGGCCACCCCGGUGAACCUGGCGCAGCACACGUACUGGAACCUGGGCGGCCAGGGCAGCGGCGACGUCCUGGGCAACACGGUCCAGCUGUUCGCGUCCCAGUACACGCCCGUGGACGCCACGCUCAUCCCGACGGGGCAGCUGGCGCCCGUGGCCGGCACGCCCUACGACCUCCGGGCGCCCACCGCCGUGCGCGAGCACCUCCGCCAGGUCGUGGGCGGCAGCAGCAACGGCAGCACCAUCUACGGCUACGACAUCAACUACGUGGUCGACGGGGACGCGCGCGCGCUGCGCAAGGUGGCGGCCGUCCGGGACGGCGCGUCCGGGCGCGCGCUGGAGCUGUGGGCGGACCAGCCCGGCGUGCAGUUCUACACCGGCAACUUCCUCCAGGACGUCAAGGGGAAGGGCGGCAGGGUGUACGGGCAGUACGGCGCGCUGUGCCUCGAGACGCAGGGGUUCCCCGACGCCGUGAACCACCCCGACUUCCCGUCGCAGAUUGUGAGGCCUGGCCAGGCGGCGUACAAGCAUGACAUGGUGUUCAAGUUCUCCUUCUAGCUAGAGCUGGUCGACCCAAGGAUGGUAUCGCUGUUUAGGCCACUUCAGUCGAGUGACCGGUCUCCUGAUGUUUGUGACUCUUUUGGUGUCGGUACUUGGUAGGAAGAUCAGCAAUAAUAAUCUCGGGUAUGAGGCCCAGUUCUUUUGGUUGA